GAAGCGUGGCGGGAGUUGUUCGCUUGGUGGGAGAGAAAUAGGUUGUUGUUGCACCGUAAACUUGUUUUUUCACGGAAAUUCAACAGAUAAAAACCACGAAACAUGAUGGCAACAAACGGAAAGGAAGGUUGUGAACUCAAAGGAGACGUGUCACGCGUUUCACCCAACAGCAGCAGCAGCGGCGGUGAGGAGGAUUCUGCCCACGUUGGCUCGUCCGCGCGGGAAACGUCCCACUGUACGCUGCAGAAUGGAGGACCGGUGGAGGUGAAGGAGCAGAGGUUCACCUUCAGCCCCGAGCCCACCAUGGAGGACAUCCGGAGGAUGCAGGCCGAGUUCACGGACGAGCGGGACUGGAACCAGUUCCACCAGCCGCGCAGCCUGCUGCUGGCGCUGGUCGGGGAGGUGGGCGAGCUGGCCGAGCUGUUCCAGUGGCGGGCCGAGGCGACCGACGGGCUGCCGGGCUGGAGCGGGGACGAGCGGGAGCAUCUAGCGCACGAACUGAGCGACGUGAUGAUCUACCUGCUGGAGCUGGCGGAGAAGUGUCGCGUGGACCUCCCGCAAGCGGUGCUCCGCAAAAUGGCCCUGAACAGAUUAAAGUAUCCCGCGAGUAAAGUGCACGGCUCUGCCAAAAAGUAUACGGAGUACCAGGACUGAGACCGAGGAGGCAGAGGAGCCUCAGCGAACCGACAUCUGCUGCUGAUGUGCAUUUCUUUUUCGUUUUUUUUUUUUAGUUUGUGUUUUUUGGAUCGUCUUCUUGAAUUAUGAAUAAAGCCUGAAUUAUGGUUCCGCGUUAAAUCGACGCAGAGCCUACGCCGUAGUACGGUGCGCGUCGCCACCUACUCUACGGCGUAGGCUCUGCGUUGGUGUAACGCGGAACCAUAAAUCAGCCUUAAUGUCCCGUCUUCUGAACGAAAGUCGUUUACAUAUGCAAAUCCAUUUUAAUUUAGUUAGGAUGUGUUGGCUCCAACUGAAGUUAAAACAUGUUUUUAGUUUGAACCUGUCUUGACUCGGUUUAAGUUUCUGUUAAAACUGUAACAUUUUAUUGCAGUUGUACAAAGUCUGGAAAAAAAUGAGGAAGAAAAUUAUUUCUCCUCAAACAUUUUAAGUUAUUUAGAUUGAUGUGUGACACUGACACAGAGGAUUAAGAGCAGUUAAUGGAGUUCAUGACCAAUGUCCCAAAACACCAAAGUCUAAAGCCUUUUUUUUUUAUUUUUAAAAAUUCACCAAGUCUGAAUGUUUUGUCACCUUGCAUGUCCUUUUCUGAAGUAAAAUUUGCUCAAGUCUG
Molecule: messenger RNA, 1285 nt
Organism: Cololabis saira (Pacific saury)
Lineage: Eukaryota; Metazoa; Chordata; Actinopteri; Beloniformes; Belonidae
Gene: dctpp1
Product: dCTP pyrophosphatase 1
Exons: 2
Coding region: 103-654 (183 amino acids)
Biological process (GO): nucleoside triphosphate catabolic process
Molecular function (GO): nucleoside triphosphate diphosphatase activity
Source: RefSeq, a predicted model, not a curated record